Molecule: messenger RNA, 2134 nt
Organism: Drosophila yakuba
Lineage: Eukaryota; Metazoa; Arthropoda; Insecta; Diptera; Drosophilidae
Exons: 2
Coding region: 1640-2134 (164 amino acids)
Source: RefSeq, a predicted model, not a curated record
AUGUGUAAAAUGUGCAAUUUUCCAAAAGGAUCGAUUUGCGCUUUCGAACCGCACUGUACGCCUUGUUCGCGUCCCGUACCCAUUGACUUUUGGUUUGUGGGCCGCCUUGUGGUCCCCUCGCCCCACUUCCCACUCCUCACCUUGAUGUGGCGGCCUCUCAGAUGGCAUUUGGUCAAUUUUUAUAAAAUUUAUGUCUCAGCGGGAAUGUAUGUUAGUAUGUAUUUACAAAAAUAUGGUAUUAACGCACAAGCAGCGACUAAGAAUAGAUAUUGUUUUUGAAAAAAGAACAAAACUCGCCGCUGACGACGCACAUUAUGUUCUAUAAAUAGCCAAAUUGUGUCUCUAUCUCUGUCUAUAUCGUUGUAUCUUAUCUCUGUAUCUCACCCCAAAGGAAUAUCUUUAAAUUGGGACAAAUCGACGGAUACAAUACUCUGCUGUCGACGCAGAUCCUGGCUAUUAAACAUGAACGUAUAUUCUCAGAUUCUCCAUUCACACAAAAGAUCUAGAGCUUUUGAAAGCUCCCACACAGUGUGAAAGAGAGGGUUGGAUUGCUAGAAAGAGACGGCAGUGUGUCCACACUUAUGGUGGGUGGUUUUUAUUGGUCUAGCUAAUAGCUAUCCUUGAAUUUGUGUGUGGGGCGAGCAUAUUUAAUAAAUUCAUAAAUUUCAUCGCUCUCCACUGAGAAGAAGAAGAAGCCUGAAGCCAGAAGCCCACACAAAUAGUCCUAUGUAGCAGCGUGUUAAAAAAUGUGAAAUGUGGAAUGAAAAAUGAAAUGUUUCGCACGGAAAAACCAUGAAAGCAUGCCAAUAAAAUCAUGUGUUCCCGCACCCCAAAUACCCUUCUCCCUUCCCCCUCCUCCGCCCAUCUCCAUCUCCUUCGACGAUUUGCGAUUUUCGUGUGUGUAUUGGAAAAGAGUUUUCGAAGCGAAAUUAACAAUUUGCUAUUUUCGUAGUUAUGCGGGGGCGUUUUCCGAAGACCCACGAGGGGGGGCUAUGGGUGGAUGCUGUCUGAACCGCGGAGACUCGCUGACAGACGAGGAGAAAACCAGGGAGGUGGGGAGUCAACAAGUUGUUGUCGUCUUCGCAUAUCGCCAUCACAGCAUACGCCAUACGCCAUCACAGCCAUACACCAUACGCCAUACAGGGUGCCCCCCCUUUCGGCUCUCUUACUUUCUUUAUCGUUACUUCGUGUCGCCUGCAACUGCAUUUUCCUACCAAUUUCACUAAUGCGGUCCGAGAGCUCUCUUUGGCACGGCCGCCACCAAAAACAAGGGGAGCAGCGCAGCACCGCAGCUACAAAUGAGCAAAAACUAAAAAGGAAGGAGUUCGGAACUUGCGAUACCCAUUGCUUUUUAGAAGAAAGUGUGUCUACUUGACUGAGGGAUCCCCCCCACAAGCAGAUCGUUCAGGCCAUUCAAAGAGUAAUAUUCAGUAUUCAUCUAAAUUGUUAAUUCAACCUUUCAACUUGACUAGUAAACAAAACGAGUGAAUAACUGCGAAAGCAUCAUGCCCGCACAUCAGCAUCCAACUAAAGGGUGCCACGAUUCGUACGCUUAUGCUGGCCGAAUUCAUACUUUCUUCUGCCACCCACUCCCACUCCGGCACUCUUGCCGCUCCACUCUCCACUCUUUGUGAUUCGGAUGUUCGCAUGUUCGGAUGCUUGGAUGGUUGGAUGCUUGGAUGCUCGGAUGCUUGGAUGCUCGGAUGUUGGGGUCUUCGGCAAUGGCAAGCGAUCCAAACCCAAACCGAUCCGAUUCGAUCCGAUGCUCCCGCUGCACGGCAGACUUUUCUUCUUCCUCUGCGACGACUGUGGCUGUGGCUGUGGUGCGGUGGGCGAUGCGCGAUGUGGGGCAGGUGGGGCGGAUGGAUGGUGGUGCGCCGACGGCAGCAGCAGCGGCGGUGACUGCGACUGCGACGACGACUGCGACGGUAUUCAGAGUUGGCAGCUGGCUGGCGCGACAUCAGUUUUGAGUUGGCUAUCAACGCGAGCGGGUCUUUCUCUUCGCAAGCGACACACCAGCAACUGGAUCACCAACAACAACAGCACCACCACCAGCAGCAGCGAGAGCGAGCGAGAGAGUGUGCAGCGGGACAGGGAACGAUAUAGAUAUAUACCGAGCGAGCGGGACUUCUGA